This is a messenger RNA of Leptinotarsa decemlineata (Colorado potato beetle), 2589 nucleotides long. RefSeq names its product septin interacting protein 1 (gene sip1). The record is from RefSeq and is a predicted model, not a curated record. Gene Ontology annotation, cellular component: U2-type post-mRNA release spliceosomal complex. Lineage: Eukaryota; Metazoa; Arthropoda; Insecta; Coleoptera; Chrysomelidae. Gene Ontology annotation, biological process: spliceosomal complex disassembly. Gene Ontology annotation, molecular function: nucleic acid binding.
UCUGUCAGUCAUUUGUUGAUCAUCCGGAGUAGCGUCUUGUUUCUGAAAUCGAUUUAUAAUUUAGAAUAUUUCACAAUUACCAUGUCGGAUGACGAGAUGGAAAAGUUUGAAAUAACCGAUUGGGAUGUGGAUAAUGAGUUUAACAUGUUCAGAAACAGAAAAAAAAUUACGAAACAUCAUCAAAUAUAUGGUAUCUGGGCUGAUGACAGUGAUAAUGAAGAAACGGAAAAGACAUCAUUCAAAACCAGAAAACUUCCAAAAAGUUAUACAGCUCCCAUCGGAUUUGUCGCUGGUGGAGUUCAACAGGCUGGUAAAAAAGACAAAGAAAAUGGUAGUGGUAUUCUCAAAAAGGAAGAAAAGUCUGAUGAAGAAGAACCAACCACUUCCUUUAAAACGAUGAAUAGCUCUGAUGAAUCGGAAGAGGAACACCCUCCUAGAGCAGGUUUUGGUAUCGAUAGAUCGAAGAAAACUAUACAAUCAACAGUGACAGAGAUUACAGGAGAUAUUGCUGGUCUUCGAAAGAAAAAUUCCACAAACCCUACUUUGAUAAAUAAGGGUGUAGGUCAUUGGGAGAAGCAUACAAAAGGUAUAGGAGCAAAACUCCUUCUUCAGAUGGGCUUCCAACCUGGCAAAGGUCUUGGAAAGGAAUUACAGGGUAUUUCUGCACCGGUUGAGGCUCAUCUGAGAAAAGGACGAGGAGCAAUAGGAGCUUAUGGACCAGAGAAACCGGCCAGCAUCCCAAAAUUAAAGGAACAGUCAAUUAAGUCGGAAUUCGAUGAAGACGAAACAAGCAUGAAGAAGGGAGAGUCCAAAUGGAAAAAAGCGGAACCGUUGAAUAACAAAACCAGAUAUUACUACCGAAGUGUAGACGAUGUUAUUGAAAAAGGUAAACGUCCAGGAGCUUAUAGAAAUUUGGGAGUUACAAGUGAACUCAGUAAAGUUAAAGUGAUAGACAUGACAGGACCCCAACAAAGAGUUUUAAGUGGCUAUCACGCACUCAGUGGUCUGAAGGCACCACCAGGAGUUGAACACUAUGAAGAUGUGGUUCAUAAGAAAUGCUCAAAUUUUGCUCUGCCAGAAAUUCAACAUAACUUGGAUUUAUUGGUUGACAUGUGUGAACAGGACAUAAUAAAAAUUGACAGGGAUACUAGGCAUAAUGAAGAUAGAAUUGUAGUUCUUGAACAAGAAGAAAAUGCAUUGAAAGAAAUUCUGAAGAAAGAAGAUGUCUCUUUAGAGACCUUGAAGCAAGUGAUGGACAUUGUUAAUAAGUUAAUGAAUCCCAUGCAAGAAUAUUCUUUGGGUCAAGUUGCUAACAUUUUCAAGGAACUACAGGAACAAUAUAAUGAAGAAUACUUUAUGUACGAGUUGGGAGAAUUAGCACCUGGCCUAAUCAGCCCUCUUUUAACCUCGGCCCUAGCUAGUUGGAAUCCUUUAACCAAUCCCCAGCAAUAUCUCGACGUUUUCGAACAAUGGAAGGACAUCUUGGAUAGGCCAAAACAACGUGGGAAUCUUGAAGGUAAUAAAAUGGGAAUACAGCCAUAUGAUAGUCUCAUUUGGCAUACUUGGAUGCCUGUUAUGAGAACUUGCGUUAGUUCGUGGAAUGCACGAGAUUGUGAUUCACUCAUCACUUUGAUGGACUCUUGGAAAUCAGUUUUACCACAAUGGAUAGUGGAGAAUAUCUUGGAUCAGCUGAUAAUGCCGAAGUUAAUCACUGAAGUUGAUAAUUGGAAUCCUCUCACCGAUACUGUACCAAUUCAUCUUUGGAUACAUCCGUGGAUUCCACUUUUAGCCCUCAAAAUUUUGUCAACACAAAAUAAUAUCGGUAAAGUGAGCGGUUUUGAGAAGUCGAUAGCCUCCAAUAGUCACACCUUGUUUUUGAGUCCAGUCACAGAAAAUGAUUUAAUAGCAAUUGGUUUUCUUACAGAUCCAUGGAAUUGGGUGAUGGAUUGGAGCGACAUGCUAUCAAUAGGAAAUAUGACGCUUAUCCUAGAUAAAUUCUUCUUUCCGCGGUGGUUGCAGACUCUGGCAAUGUGGUUGAAUCAUAAUCCGAACUACACUCAAGUUACCGAAUGGUAUUCUGGCUGGAAGAGAAUGCUUUCUGAUGAGUUACUCAAUCAGCCCACUAUAAAAGAAAACUUUCAUAAGGCCCUUGAAAUGAUGCAUAGAGCUGUUAAUAUUGCUAAUCAGCCGGGAGCAAAGGAAUCGAUAUCAUACUUGAAGAACAUGGAGGCUAAUGGACUUCCAACACUACCUACUUCACAACCUAGAAACGAGACUCUUGCUGAAGCCGUCAAGACUGCAGCGAAAAUACCUCAAGGCUUCAAAGAUCUGGUAACGAAGAAAUGUGAAGAAAGGGGAAUUCUGUUUGUGCCCAUUCCCAAUAAAUACCAUGAAGCUAAACAAAUUUAUCGAAUAGGUUCAAGUGGUGUGCAGUGUUACAUAGACAGAAACGUCAUUUUUUAUUCCCAAAAUAAUUCUUCUUGGCUUCCUACGUCUUUGAAUAAGUUAUUGGAUGCUGCUUGAGUAGUUUAUGGUGUAGGUUAGAGUUUUGUACAUUCUUCUGUAAAUAUAUUAUUAUUUUGUAUUGAA